Molecule: messenger RNA, 1035 nt
Organism: Lachancea lanzarotensis
Lineage: Eukaryota; Fungi; Ascomycota; Saccharomycetes; Saccharomycetales; Saccharomycetaceae
Gene: CAB2
Product: LALA0S03e01332g1_1
Exons: 1
Coding region: 1-1035 (344 amino acids)
Biological process (GO): coenzyme A biosynthetic process
Cellular component (GO): cytoplasm; nucleus
Molecular function (GO): phosphopantothenate--cysteine ligase activity
Source: RefSeq, a predicted model, not a curated record
AUGUCUAUCCAUACUUCCACCACUGAGAUUUCUCGGGCAAUUGAUAGAACCUUUGAUGUUGACGCUUUCCCACCUGCUGAGAACGUUGACGAAGAGAAGUUCUUCCUCACGAAUCCGAGGCCUGAAUACCUUGACGAUCUCGUAUCACAGGCAAACGACUUUAUCCAGCUACAGCUAUCCAAGGGCCGCAAACGAGUAGUUCUGGUCACCUCUGGUGGCACCACAGUUCCUUUGGAAAACAAUACGGUGAGAUUCAUUGAUAACUUUUCUGCAGGAACGAGGGGAGCUUCAAGCGCAGAACAGUUUCUGUAUCAGGGUUACUCUGUCAUAUUCCUUCAUCGUGAGUUCUCUUUGACUCCGUUCAAUCGUAAUUUCACGCACAACAGUGACGUCUGUUUUCUGGAUUACUAUGACGAAAAUGGCGAUCUCCAUCCUAGCUACAAAGAGAAGCUUCUAGAAAGCAAAAGACUGUUUGACAAGUACAUGCAUAGGGAUCAGAAACUACUGCUUCUUCCCUUUACCACUGUCAAUCAGUAUCUGUGGUCUUUGAAAGGCGUAGGGAAGCUGCUCAAUAGUAGCGAGAGCUUAUUUUAUCUGGCUGCCGCGGUCAGCGAUUUUUUUGUCCCACAUUCAAGACUACCUGAGCACAAAAUACAAUCCCGUGAAGCUGAUCAGCAUGAGACUACUAAACAUCAUGGUCCAGGGGACGGUAAAUUGAUUAUCGACCUGGAUCCCGUGCCCAAAUUCCUCAGAAGGCUAGUGGCAUCAUGGGCAGACGAAGCCAUGAUUGUUUCGUUCAAGCUCGAAACAGAUCUUAACCUCUUAAUCAACAAGGCUACGCAAGCACUCGAUCGUUAUCGUCAUCAGCUCGUAAUAGGAAACCUGCUUCAGACAAGAAAUAAGGAAGUUGUAUUUGUCUCUGAGAAGAAUCGGAGUGGCUCGUGGGUCAAGCUCAACGGAAAAUCCGGUGUCAUUGAGGAGCAAAUAAUACCAGAGGUAAUCAAACAUCAUAAUGAUUGGGUCGCACACCAGUAA